AUGACCCCGGAAAAUUAUGAUGUCAUCAGAAAGGUUUUGGUUGAAAAAUAUGGGCAACCACAUAGGAUCAAAAAAUCGCUUUAUAGUGAGUUACAUUCCACCAAGAAAAAUGAUAAGGAAUGGAAGGUAACAGUCGAAGCAGUUGAAAGAAUACUUCGAGAACUAGAAGCUAUGGGCGAAAACUUGGAACAAUCAAGUGUCAAGAUCAAAAUGCGUGCAAAAUGCGUGCCCCAAUCUGGACAUGCUACACCAAUUGCAACAGAAGGAAGCGCACAUGCCUUCACUGCAAGGGCCCUCACAACACCGCGUUCUGUGAAGUUAAAUACAAUGAUUGCACACAACCAAUGGGAUCAACAACAUCGGUGGUUGAGAGUAAAUCGUUGA
This is a messenger RNA of Acanthocheilonema viteae, 384 nucleotides long. Lineage: Eukaryota; Metazoa; Nematoda; Chromadorea; Rhabditida; Onchocercidae. The record is from the annotation of a GenBank genome assembly.